CUUCAUGCUGGAGCUCAGUCCUCCUGAAACAUUCUUCCUGCACAGCGACGACUCAGCAUUCUACCUCUGUGUUUAGAGAGCAGGCUGCUAAUACCUCGAGAGGUUUCUUUGCACUUCGAAAUAAUCCAAAGUUCAGACAAGCUGCAGGAAUUUCAAAGUCGAUUACUGGGUCCAACACAUGCAGCAACAGGGCAGCUUUUACUGCUGUUUAUUUUUUGAUUUUUUUCUAUUUAUUUUUUUGAGGAGUCAAGAACACUUUGCCAGGAUUUUAUCUGAUGUGACAAUAUCAUGAGCUUUUUUAUGAAGGAGCUGCUUUCAAAAAACAUUGUUUUAAAGAUGUUUUAUGUUACAAAAGAAGACUAAGUCAACAGAGGAACCUAAAAACCCCAGGACCUUCCAUUAGCAUUCAAGUCGGCUUGUAGAGUUCUACAAGAACAAACUAUGGCGUUUGGGGACCUCCUGGAGCAGGUGGGCAGCACAGGACGCUUCCAGAUCCUGCAUGUGACCCUCCUGGUCAUACCUGUCCUGUUGAUGGCUAGUCACAAUCUGCUGCAGAACUUUGUGGCCGCCGUGCCCGCUCACUACUGCAGCGCUCAAACUAACCUCUCUCAGUCCCGGCUGAGUGCGGAGCAGACGCUGUUGAUCACGGUGCCGCUGGACAAGAAUGGAAGGCCGCAUAGGUGUCAGCGUUACGUCACUCCACAAUGGCACCUCAUAGCUGAGAACGGGACCUCCAGCUCAGGGAACCAGGGAGACGCUCAGGAUGAUGGGGUGAACAUUGACCUGCAGGGAUGCACAGAUGGAUGGUCCUACAACAUGACUGAGAUGACCUCCACCAUCAUAUCUGAUUGGCACUUGGUGUGUGAUAUGCGCUCUUUGAAGGAAAUGGGUCAAACAGUCUACAUGGGAGGUGUGCUUUUGGGAGCUUUUAUCUUUGGAGGUCUGUCAGACAGAUACGGACGACGCAACCUCCUGCUUUUUUCUAACCUGCUGAUGGCCGUGUCAGGAACGUGUGUCGCUUUCUCCCCCUCCUUCUCGCUCUUCUGCCUGUUCCGGUUUAUGUGUGGCAUGUCUCUGUCCGGCAUGGGUCUCAACACCUUCUCGCUCAUUGUGGAGUGGAUCCCCACUCGCAUACGGACUGUGACGGGGACAUUAACAGGUUACUGUUACACGGUGGGACAGCUGAUCCUGGCGGUCAUAGCCUACUUCAUCCGAGACUGGAGGUGGUUGACCCUGACUGUGUCUUUGCCCUUCUAUGUUUUCUUCCUCUACUCAUGGUGGUUUCUUGAGUCUUCAAGAUGGUUGGUCCUGAGUAAUAACUGUGAGGAAGCCGUCAAAAACCUUCAAAGCGUGGCCAGAUUUAAUGGCCGGCAAGAGGAGGGAGAAAAAAUUGACGUUAAAAUGGUGCAGGAAUCUAUGAAGAAAGAGUUGUCCUCUUCGCACGGCAACUACACCAUCCUUGAUUUGUUCCGCACCACCACGAUGAGGAAUAUGACACUCUGCCUUAGUGCUGUCUGGUUAUCAACAAGCUUCGCCUACUAUGGUCUUUCUAUGGAUCUGCAGAAAUUUGGGGUGAACAUCUACCUAAUCCAAGUGAUCUUUGGAGCUGUCGACAUCCCUGCUAAAGUCGUCAUAACUGUGACUAUGAGUUACAUCGGAAGGCGGCCAUCACAGUGCGGUGCUCUCAUAUUGGCUGGAGUGACUAUUCUGGCCAACGUGCUGGUACCUUAUGAUCAACAGACUGUGCGCACCAGUCUGGCUGUGAUGGGUAAAGGUUGCCUUGCUGCCUCCUUUAACUGCUGCUACCUUUAUACUGGAGAGCUGUACCCCACAAUCAUUCGUCAGAAUGGUAUGGGCUGGGUGUCUAUGAUGGCUCGUGUAGGGGCUAUGGUGGCCCCGAUGGUCCUUCUCAUGGGGGACUACAUGCCCUGGUUACCAGGUGUGAUCUACGGAGGUCUUCCUAUUCUCAGUGGAGUGGCUGCAGUAUUCCUCCCUGAAACACGUGGAUCGCCCCUUCCAGACACAAUACAGGACGUGGAGGACAGGGGAUCUGGGAGAAGCUCCAAAAAGACACCAAAGGAAGCAGUAAUCUUGCAAGACAUUCAGUCGAAUCUCCUAAAGCAGACUGCCUGAGGGCAUCGCUGCUCUACUCCUGACAUUUUUACUGACAUGUUAAUGAAACUUGAGUGGGUGCUGCUUCUUUUUCUGGCCUGCUUAUUUGUUUGAUUUUUCCUUUUUGAGCGUGUUAUUAGUCAUGAACGCUGGAACAAAUGGAGUUUCAAUGUUAUUGUUAACAGGUCAAACAGUGAAAUGAAUAGCUUAAAAAAAACUGACUUUUAUAUUUGAUGUCCAGUAGAUUAGGUCUCUGAAGUAAUGUUUAUAUUUUAUAUGUGUGUAUACA
This is a messenger RNA of Labrus bergylta (ballan wrasse), 2401 nucleotides long. It is a transcript of the gene slc22a6l, whose product is annotated as solute carrier family 22 member 6, like. The record is from RefSeq and is a predicted model, not a curated record. Gene Ontology annotation, biological process: transmembrane transport. Lineage: Eukaryota; Metazoa; Chordata; Actinopteri; Labriformes; Labridae. Gene Ontology annotation, molecular function: transmembrane transporter activity. Gene Ontology annotation, cellular component: membrane.